AUGGUCAGCUUCUUAUCCUUGGACAUCGAAGCCUGUCUUGGCCACCCGUCUUGUCGAACGCGUGGAUUGGGAAUGCCCUUGUCGCCGAAAUAUUCCUCGUCGAGGCGAAGUUCCCAUUUCGAGCCUCAAGCUGCCACUACUCGAGGUCGCACCAGCAAUUUCGGUGCUGAUGAUCCGAAACUUAGGCAACAAUGGUUAGAUAUCAUUCAAAACGCCAGUAAAGAUCGAUUGAAAUACGAGGCACAAGCUAUCGAACAAACGAUUGCGGAAACCGAAGCGAAACGUGAAUUAUUACGAGAUAAGUUGUGUGAAAUGAGAGAAGAACGAGAAAUGGUAGAUGUGGAAAGAGAGGAAAGUGUAAAAUUGAAAGAAACUAUUGAAAGCUCAUGGAACAAAGUUUUUCGUCUAGAAAUGCGUAAAAUAACUCCUCCGAAAACGGGAAAUGAAUAUGAAUCGUCGGAUGAUGUGGCAUUUUCUUCGAUACAAAAUAUAUUGGGGAGUAACGACCUACCUAAUAGUCAAAAAAUUUUUCUUCGUACGAAAUUACAUCGUCCAAGACGAUUAUGUUUUGGAUAUGAAUUUGCUGAUGUACCGAUUGGAAGACGCGGUCUUGUCCAGUUACUAAAACUUGUUUUGGGUAAUAAUGUCUUCCACUUCUGGGGACAAUAUUUUUCACAAAGGUUUGCCACUGCUAUGGGUACACCGUGUACACCCUCCUUUAUUGAAUGA
Messenger RNA from Didymodactylos carnosus, 729 nucleotides. The record is from the annotation of a GenBank genome assembly. Lineage: Eukaryota; Metazoa; Rotifera; Eurotatoria; Philodinida; Philodinidae.